Molecule: messenger RNA, 4325 nt
Organism: Sycon ciliatum
Lineage: Eukaryota; Metazoa; Porifera; Calcarea; Leucosolenida; Sycettidae
Exons: 18
Coding region: 116-3481 (1121 amino acids)
Source: RefSeq, a predicted model, not a curated record
CCAGCAGAAACUUUUGUGACUUGUCGUUGUCCAAGAAUGAGAAAGGCUACCAUGAAAACACAAAGACAGUAGAGUCAAGAGAAAACCUCCUAUAGUUAGAGUAAUUGGCUGCAUCAUGGUUGAGUUCGACCCGUAUGGAUUUGCCGUGCAGAAUGGGGAAGAUGACGAGGAACGCUGCCACGAAUACUGGUUUGUCGAGACGGCCAAGCAUAGCGACCGCACUCACAACUGGGACAAGAUCCUGAAGAACUGGAACGACUACACAACGGGCACGCCACCACGGAUUGCAAGUCGUCUGCGACAAGGCGUUCCUCGCAUGCACCGCGGUGCUGUCUGGAGAAAGCUCCUGGCGUCGGAUGUGCUCAGAACGAACAGCACGUUUGAUUUCAAGGCCACUCUUGGACGGUUGAUGGUGUUCUUUUCCGACAACGGUCUUCGUGAGAUUGGUGGCCAUAACACAAUCAGCAGGCUCUCGACGCUAGCUGAUGAUUGUGUGGACGAGGGUCGUGCCAAGCAUUACGUAGCACUAAAGCAAAUUCUGCUUGACACUGGUCGUACAUUCCCUAGCCACCGGCUCUUCAUUGAGGGAGAUAUGGACGCAGCUGCGUUGGCCCGCUGCGACCAGAACCUGGCAAAGUUUGGCGGCUGCACCGGGAGCUCUCGACCGCGUCUGUUGCACAUCCUGGCUGCGUACGAGCGCUACAACUCGGCGGUGGGGUACUGCCAGGGCAUGAGUUUUAUAGCAGGAAUGCUGCUUAUACACAUGGAUGAGGAGGAUGCGUUCUGGUGCUUGGCAUCCUUGUUCGAGCGGCCAAAGUAUCUCCUUGGUUUCUUCGACGCUUCCUUGUCAAAGAUGCAUCUGUAUGCCAACAUCUUCAAAGAACUCCUGCAUCACCAUCUGCCAGAGCUGAGCGAGCACUUGGAUCAACACAAUGUGUACCCGUUGCUCUACUUGACUCCAUGGUUCAUGACACUGUUUACAUUGCUACCUUGCUGGGAGACUGUCCUUGCUAUCUGGGACUUGAUGCUGCUGGAGGGCAUCACCGCCAUCUGCAGAGUGGCGUUGGCCAUUAUGCGUCUGCUCUCGGACCAACUACUGGCUACGAAUGAUAUCAGUACCAUGAUUCGACUUCUCCAGCACCUCCCAUAUGACAUUGUGAAGCCGAGUGUCCUGAUCGACGCCAUCUGGUCGUUUGAGGUGCACCAGUGGGAGCUCGGCGCUCUGCAGAACCUCCUGGCUGAUCGUCAGCAACAGCAGGCUGACAUGGACAGAAAGCAGCGACUUGAAGCAGCGAAAUCCAAGCAUGCCACUGGCAGCAGCGCUCGUCGUACAACUCGUGCCGGUGCCAAGCGUGCCUGUACAUCACACUCACACGAUGACCGUGACACACCUGCUGCAGCAGUAUCCAACAGCAGCAGCAGCAGCAGCAACGGUGCCGCUGCUGGUGUCAGGAGUAGUGACAUGCGUCCGGCUAAAAAGCGUAUCUGUUCCACUUCAUCCUCAGGUCGUACGACGGCAGGUCACACACCUUUAACAUUGGCCAGCUCCACGCAGAGUAGCAACAGCAGCGGCACUGGCACUGGCUUGCUGCACAAGAUUGUCGGCGUGCUCUCUGCCCCGUUCUCGGCCACCAAGGCCGCGCAGCAAGUGGGCAGCAUACGCUGGCGACGACCCAACUCCACCACCACCAACCCGCAGCUCAGCUUCUGCCCGGCCGGUACCGACGACGAGCCGUUUGAGGCGACCACCAUGACCCCGGAUAUGCUACGGGCUGUGCAAGCCCAUCCACUAAUGGUAUCACCGGGUGACAUGGUCUGCUCCCCAAUCUUAGAAGCUGCCGAUAUCAACAUGUCACCCCUACUCCAGUCUAGAUCGGUGCCGAACGCUGCACUCAAGUCUCCCAACGUGCGUGUGUCACGUGGUAACUGUGGUGAUGGAGAUGACAUCCGAUCGCCGUCCAUUCGCCGUCAAGCCUACGCCGGUGCAGGUCCUCAGGCGUCGGGGUGUCGAAUGUCAUUCCAGAACUUUGCCGCAGACGACCACGACAGCGGAUCUCCGGAGUCCGAAGAAGCGGAUCAGGAGGAGGCUCAAGAGCCGGCGAAAACCAAAUCGACGCGCCAAUCUGGUCGCCAGGGGCCACCGAAGCCCGAGCGUAGCAGCACGCUGGCACAACGCCGCACUGCACCGGCAAUGCCACCACUGCAGCCUAUCUGCAGCGUCGGUAGUCCGUCGCACGCAUCGCCUACGCUCUCGGCUAGCACCGCGUCCGGCGUUGGAAUGUGUGCAGAGCUGCGGCCGGCAUCCCCGCUGGCACUGGACAAACGCCGAUCGCCGCGCUUAGCGUCGCGGCUUGCCACCAACGACCACUCCCUGCAGAGGAGUGCUCUCCGCUCCAAGUCUCAGCAUGCGCCACUCUCUCCGUUGGUGUACGAUGGCAGUGCAGCGGCAUCCCCGCACGGCAGGUACCCAUCGCACGGCGCUGCCAUCGGCAUCAAAAGCAUGCAGAACAUGCAGUCUGUGGAUUCGCUUGGUGACGUGUUCAGUACGGACGCCGCAAACUGCACGUACCCAUCGUCACAGCAGCCCGUACAGAGCCCGUGCACGGGCAAGCGACGUCGCACAGAGCUCUCCGACGACGAAGACGAGGACAACGACAAUGGCGAUGAUUGUGUUGAUGGUGUCGCUAGUGGCGGUCAGCGAUCUGCUGCCGUGCCAGCAUCAGUGAACACCAGCGGCCGAGGCACCUCGAUUUCGUUCUGUACUGAUGCACACUACGGCAGUCCAAGUGGUACUGGACAGGCGGCGACGGCGGUGGCGGAGGAUGAAAACCUGCCGCCGUGCAAGAGCACACGCCAGAAAACAAGGCUGUCGCGCGGAACACGAGUCACUCCACAGCAACAGCGUCGCCUACGCCGAUCGACACGCGCACCAUCGCAUUCGCCAUCGCCCACACGCACGCCGCAAUCACGCACCGCUAGCCCAGUGUUCGCUAACGGCGGUGCAGCACCAGCAGCGGUGGCGAUGACCGCCGUCGCCUGCACGGAUGCGUCAUCCAGAACGCGGUCGCCCUACCCUCGUACUCCGCUGCGUAUACACAACACGAAUCGUGACGCCGUCCCAACGGCACAGUUCUCCAUGCACAAGAAAAGUGUAUUCAACACGCCAUCUGCACGUCAACUUGUCUCAUCUGUCCAUGCCGAGGAAUACCAUGCGUUCCGAGCAUUCAACACGCCAGCGUCUCUCAGACACACACAGUGCUACUCGGUGACUCGCCAGAGCAAGCUAGGCGGUGGUCGCAUACAGCGCAGUGCGUCAUGUGAGUCCCUCACCUCCCUGACCACCGCCUCGCCGUUUGCCGGCGGAACGCCAAACAAUCUCGCUGCAACGGGCACGGGUUCGUCGGACUCUCCAGUAGUGGAACUUAGCGAUAUGGCUACCGCCGGGAGAGGCUUUGGACGCCUGCUGGAAAGUCCAUUCUAGUGAGGUGAUUGCAUCUGUCGCGGUCUGUGCCAAUAUUUCUCUUGAAUCGGAUUUAGUAAUCUCAUGUGCUAAUAAAUAUUAUCGACGGUGGUAACUAUGUUCUCAUCCUGCUAGCGCUGUGGCCAGCACUGCUUAGCUACCACUGGCACUGCCGUGCUAGUGUGUAAGCACAGUUAGUUUCCGACUGGCCUCCUCAACGCUGUUCACUGGGUUGGACACAGAUGCUCAACAUAAUGUGUAUCCAAGAUGCAGGGUUUCGAAGAGUUUGUAUGAUCAUGUAUGUCUGCAUGAGAUUCUCUGAUCCCCUUUUUCCCACAUCCAAUGAAGAUAACAAUCAUCUGCUGACUUUACUAUGUUAACUUGCCAUCCUCUGUGUGUCUACCCAUCUGCUAGUCAUUCUCUCUCUGUCUCUCUCUCUGUCUCCUCCCGCUCUCUAUUUAUUUAUCCAUCCAUCGUUCUAUAUUGCUGCGUCACUCCUGAACACACCAUUGGGCCUCACUUCUAUCUUGCUGAAUACUCCUAUGAUUGUUAUCUCACAGCUCCAAAACAAAAUGUAUGCACUCUUCUAUUUUGCUGGGGUGCUGAGUGCUGCUUUUAUUUUCCCUUGCAACCGGUCACUAAGACUUACUUGCUUUUCACAUUCUUUACUAUCCCGGCCGUGGCCAUAUCUGUAGCGUAUUUUUUAGUGAUUUCUUUCAAUUACAUAAAGAGUAAAGACCCCUUUGGGCUAGGAAUAAAAUUAUCCUCACUGUUCGACAUGUACAAAUUUUUUAAAUGUAGAACAAUACCUAAUUAUAGCAGUGUGGAACAACCUGUCAUGCAACCUCCUGUGUGUCCACCCGUA